CAUCUACGUCUCUCCCACAGUCUGCUGCUGUUAGCGGUUAGCUUAGCAUCGUCCGCUCUGUGAACUGAACACAGCACGCCACAGGAGAACCCGAGACAAGGCUCUUUGUCUCCGCAUCUCAAUCAACCUUAAGUCUCCGUUGUCUAUACCUGCAAUGGCGGACAAGGAAGCAGGUGCAUUUGAUGAUGCGGUUGAGGAGAGGGUGAUAAAUGAGGAGUACAAGAUAUGGAAAAAAAACACUCCCUUCCUGUAUGACCUGGUAAUGACCCACGCUUUAGAGUGGCCCAGCCUUACUGCUCAGUGGCUGCCUGAUGUCUCCAGGCCCGAGGGGAAGGACUACAGUGUGCACCGGCUGGUGUUGGGCACUCACACAUCUGAUGAGCAGAAUCACCUGGUCAUUGCCAGUGUCCAGCUGCCCAAUGAUGACGCCCAGUUUGAUGCCUCUCAUUAUGACAGCGAAAAAGGAGAGUUUGGAGGUUUUGGCUCAGUAAGCGGCAAGAUUGAGAUCGAAAUCAAGAUCAGCCAUGAAGGAGAGGUGAACCGUGCCCGCUAUAUGCCCCAAAACCCCUGCAUCAUCGCCACCAAGACCCCCACCUCAGAUGUCCUGGUGUUUGACUACACCAAGCACCCCUCCAAGCCAGAUGCUUCUGGAGAGUGUCGCCCUGAUUUGCGCCUCAGAGGCCAUCAGAAGGAAGGCUAUGGUCUCUCCUGGAAUCCAAAUCUGUCUGGCUCUCUACUUAGUGCAUCAGAUGACCAUACUGUCUGUCUGUGGGACAUCAGUGCUGUGCCAAAGGAAGGGAAGAUAGUGGAUGCGAAGACUAUCUUCACCGGUCACACUGCUGUGGUGGAAGACGUCUCCUGGCACUUGCUGCAUGAGUCACUCUUUGGAUCUGUAGCAGAUGACCAGAAGCUCAUGAUUUGGGACACUCGUUCAAACAACACCUCCAAACCCAGCCAUGCAGUAGAUGCCCACACAGCAGAGGUCAACUGUUUGUCAUUUAACCCUUACAGCGAGUUCAUCCUUGCUUCUGGCUCUGCAGACAAGACUGUGGCUCUUUGGGACUUGAGAAACUUGAAACUGAAGCUGCAUUCCUUCGAGUCACACAAGGAUGAGAUCUUCCAGGUUCAGUGGUCACCUCAUAAUGAGACCAUACUGGCAUCCAGUGGAACAGACCGCCGCCUCAACGUCUGGGACCUCAGUAAAAUCGGAGAGGAGCAGUCACCCGAAGAUGCAGAGGAUGGCCCACCUGAGCUACUGUUUAUUCACGGAGGCCACACAGCCAAGAUCUCUGACUUCUCCUGGAACCCCAACGAGCCCUGGGUUAUCUGCUCUGUGUCUGAAGACAACAUUAUGCAAGUUUGGCAAAUGGCUGAGAACAUCUACAACGAUGAAGAUCCAGAGGGUUCAACAGACCCUGAAGCCACAGCAUAACACAUCUGCCUGCUGUGUCUUAACCUACAACCUCAUCAAAAAACUGCCAAACUGCCACAUCAGUAGUUCCGCGCAGCUACCUUCUCCCAUCCUUCUCUACUGGUGGGACAAGCCGUAAAUCACUGUAAAUACAAGAAAAAGAGUAAUCAUGUGUAGCCCUGAUCCCUUUUGGUAUACUCAAAGUGAGGAACUGUCCUUUUAACUGAGUAACUUAAUGCCUGAAGAAUCUCACCCAUGUUAUUCGCAGUGCAUAUAAAAUAUGUAUUUUUGUAACCAAAUUUGGCUCUCCCAUCUACAGUGAAAUAUUUUAGUCAGGAAUAAAUAAAAUGUGUUUCUAGAACCUAAGGUGUUGAUCAUACUGACAACCCACAACAAGUGGUAAUUUACAAUAACCUGCUGUUGAAGAAUAUAAGCUCCCUCUGCACAUGUAGGAAAUGUUGCAGAAGAAAAAUGUUUAAAGUAAAUUGCAGUCUGGCUUUUUGACAUGAUGCACAGUGGCAGUUACUGUGACUUUGAUAGAGGUUGUUUGCAGGCUAUCUUAUUGUCCUAAAAAUGUCUCAUAUUUCCAUUGCUCCAGUCUGGUCAUCACCUAAUUGUUCUGGACACUGAUUUUCACACCAGCUACUUCUGAAUGAAAUUACAAUUUUGGAGUGAAUUUGCGUUUGAAAUGUCCGUUCGUGGUCCCACCUCCCCUCACCUUCGUCAUACAUUAAUCAUUUAAAUGUUUUCGUGAUAUAGAUUAGUGGUUGAACUUUUUCUAUGUUCAAUAUUUGUACAGUGAGUGCAUUCUUAAUAAAAUGUGUUUCAUUA
Messenger RNA from Dicentrarchus labrax (European seabass), 2242 nucleotides. RefSeq names its product retinoblastoma binding protein 4 (gene rbbp4). Lineage: Eukaryota; Metazoa; Chordata; Actinopteri; Moronidae. The coding region runs from base 155 to 1432 and encodes 425 amino acids. Gene Ontology annotation, biological process: regulation of gene expression. Gene Ontology annotation, cellular component: nucleus; NuRD complex; ESC/E(Z) complex. The transcript has 12 exons. The record is from RefSeq and is a predicted model, not a curated record. Gene Ontology annotation, molecular function: histone binding.